UUGUUUGAAGUGGGCUUUAUACGACGAUCAUUUAUUAGCAUUAUGCUCGAAUAGGUAGACUGUUGCGUUUCUUAUUGACAUAGGCCUAUCAAACGCCAAUAAUUUAACCUUAGAAAUUGCGUUGGACUCGAUCACGUGUCUAAAGUAAAAUGAUUGGUGAAUUAACCAGAGCUGCGCAGGAGAGCAUCAAACACUAGCCUACGCGUUGGAAAUAUCGGCCUUGGUUUAAACUCGGACGGGCAUUGGAUGUAGACUAUAGCUGAACGUAUAACUUCUGAUAGGCAGUCAUAUCAUAUUCAACAUGGGUAGUCAGGGUUUUGGUUACUCAUCUCGUGAGUCUGAUUGCAAUCAAUCCACUGGCGUUUCCACCACACCUGAAAGAGCCAGGUUCAGGCCAAAUGCUCUCUGUGUUGUACCAUGCACAGUUUCCCAACUCCAAUCUGCCACUGAAAUCCAGAGUGGUUUUUCAGUUGGAGAGAUUGAAAUUAAUAUGGUGUCUCUAGUGGGGAUUGUGCAGAGAGUUUCGUCCUCCAUGUCAUCCAUGCUGUAUUUGUUGGAUGACAUGACAGGACCAUCCAUAGAUGCACGGUUCUGGCUUGACAGUGAGGAAGAAGGUGUGGAGAAUUCUGUAGUCCCCCCUGGCACUUACGUCAAAAUCAUCGGCAGGCUCCGUUCAUUUGAGAACCAUAGGUCGCUGGUUGGUCUUCACCUCCGUAGACUGCAGGACCUGAAUGAAAUCACCUCCCACAUCCUAGAGGUGACCCAGGCCCACAUGGCUUACGGAAACCCUCCACUGCGUAAGACAAACAAUGCAUCGAUAGGUUCUAAUGGAACAGAAAAGCACCAAAGUUUUAAGAAUGUGGAAGGGUUCAGCCCUGCCCAGAAUGAGGUCUUCAAGUUGAUAAAGAGCUAUCCAGACCCGUCAGGAAUAAGUCUCAAGAUUCUGAAAGACUGUGUUACACCACAGUAUUUGUUCAAUAUCAAGAACUGUUUGCAGUUUCUCUCAAAUGAAGGUCACAUCUACACCACCGUUGAUGACGAUCACUUUAAGGCAGUUGACUGAUGUGCGGUCACCAGUCUUAUGGAAAUAGCCAUGACAUAGCUAAAGAUAGGCCAAGGCCAAAGUAGGCCUAGUGUGUGUUUAUAGGCCAGGUGGAAGGCCCUUUCAUCAUGUAAAAGUACAUGAUUUGAUUCAAGGACUUGAUUUGUGCUGCAUGUUCCGUAGGGGCACAUGAUAUAAUUUAUAUUUUCAACAUAUUAAAAUUAUGGAAACCUCAGUUCCAAAAGAGGAUGUAGGCCUAUAAGGUCAUUGGUAUUUCAUUUUUGCAUUCUUUGGA
This is a messenger RNA of Sardina pilchardus (European sardine), 1337 nucleotides long. Its product is annotated as replication protein A 32 kDa subunit-like. Gene Ontology annotation, molecular function: single-stranded DNA binding. Bases 302 to 1063 code for a protein of 253 amino acids. NCBI's taxonomy places the organism in Eukaryota, Metazoa, Chordata, Actinopteri, Clupeiformes, Clupeidae. Gene Ontology annotation, biological process: double-strand break repair via homologous recombination; DNA replication; nucleotide-excision repair. The transcript is spliced from 9 exons. Gene Ontology annotation, cellular component: nucleus; chromosome, telomeric region; DNA replication factor A complex. The record is from RefSeq and is a predicted model, not a curated record.